CUUUGAGCUAUCUAUAUAACUGUAUAUGUAUCAUUGACCCUGUUAAUGACAACAAGGGUUGCAAUAUCUAAACUGUCAGUCCCCACUGGUAGCCAUUUGGACAGGUCGUUGGAAUGCCUAAUUGACAUUUUAAUUUUUCAUAGACGACGUCACCGCACCGCUUAUUUUAAGUGUUUUAAGUAUUUUGUAGCAAAAACAAACCAAAAGUUAUUUUCAUAGAAAAACUUAUUUUGUAUUAUUAGCGUGCCCUUAUUAUAAUAAUUAAUACUUAUUUUAGGGCGCUUUGUAUUAUUGAUUUAUGAUUUGUUUUUCAUCAUUUCAAAAUGUCAAGCAAAGCUGCAAAUUUACGAAUUCAACUUCAAGGAAUCAUCGCUUCUGGAGGAUCCCAUAAAGAUCAAGCUGAAAAGUAUAGAUCAACCCUGGAAAAUAUUUUAAAAGAAAGUAACACAGAUUUAGUGGAAUGUUUACAAACGUUUAUUGAAGCAAUUGUUAAUGAAAAUGUAAGUUUGGUAAUUUCUCGUCAAAUUUUAACAGAAAUCAGUACUCAUUUAAUGAAACUGCCUGAUGAUGUAUCUAAAGCAGUAUCGCACUAUAUGCUAGAAAAAGUUCAACCCAGAGUAAUUUCGUUUGAAGAACAAGUUGCUAGUAUUCGCCAACAUUUAGCAGAUAUUUAUGAAAGGAAUCAAAUGUGGAGAGAAGCUGCAGUGGUUUUGGUUGGAAUACCAUUAGAAACGGGACAAAAACAGUAUACGGUUGAUUAUAAACUUGAAACCUACCUUAAAAUCGCCCGCUUAUACUUAGAAAAUGACGAUCCUGUACAAGCUGAAGCUUUCAUAAAUAGAGCAUCACUUUUACAAGCUGAAUCUCGAAAUGAACAACUCCAAAUCUACUAUAAAGUGUGUUAUGCAAGGGUGUUGGACUAUCGACGUAAAUUCAUAGAAGCUGCACAACGAUACAAUGAGCUCUCUUACAGAUCAAUAGUACAUGACGAUGAAAGAAUGACGGCUUUAAGAAAUGCUUUGGUUUGUACUGUACUGGCGUCUGCUGGUCAGCAACGAUCUAGAAUGUUAGCUACUUUGUUUAAAGAUGAACGGUGUCAACAAUUACCAGCUGUUGCUAUUUUAGAAAAGAUGUACUUGGAAAGGAUUAUUAGACGAUCGGAACUAAGAGAUUUUGAAGCGUUGCUCCAACCUCAUCAGAAAGCAUCUACCUUAGAUGGCUCAACUAUCCUUGACCGAGCUGUUAUAGAACACAACUUACUCUCAGCCAGUAAAUUAUACAAUAACAUUAGUUUCGAAGAACUUGGAGCGCUAUUAGAGAUUGUACCAUCAAAAGCAGAAAAGAUUGCAAGCCAAAUGAUCACUGAAGGAAGAAUGAAUGGUUACAUUGACCAAAUUGAUUCUAUAGUCCAUUUUGAAACUCGUGAAACCUUACCUCAGUGGGACAAACAGAUCCAGUCAUUGUGUUAUCAGGUUAAUUCUAUUAUCGAGAGCAUCUCUAAACACCACCCAGAAUGGAUGCUGAAGGUUAUGGACGAACAAAUGGUAUCAUAAGUUGUUUUAGUUAUAAUUAAUUUUCAAAUUAUUCUAAUUUAAAAAUAUUUUCAAUUUAUUUAAUCUAUUGGUCUAUUUAAUUCAUGUAUAGUUUUGUGUACAUUUUUGAUGGAUAUUUUGUAUAAAAGAUAUUCGUUUGACCAUAUAAACUCAUGUGAGAAGCUACUGUGUUUUGAUAUUCAGGUCCAUUUAGCUUUUCGUAUUAAAGAUUGCAUUGGAAGCUAGUUUGGCGGUUUUAAUUUUAAAAAUGGAUAUUUUUAUUUCUUUACUUUAGAUAAUUUGUUUUAUUUGUAACUAACAAAUUAAAUAAUUAUUGUGUAUAUUACUCUCAGCUAGUGACUUUUUGUAAUAAGCUUUCACGUCUUAAAUAAACUAACUGUAAU
This is a messenger RNA of Psylliodes chrysocephalus, 1936 nucleotides long. The record is from the annotation of a GenBank genome assembly. Lineage: Eukaryota; Metazoa; Arthropoda; Insecta; Coleoptera; Chrysomelidae.